UCACCGGAGCGGAAGUGUAGUUUACUAAAUUUUUGCCAAGGAAAUCAAAGCCAGCCCGUACUCGGGAUGGAGUACCGGCCCCUGCUCGGAGGCUUUAGCGCGCACGCCAAGUUCCCCAGCUGGACCUUGUUUCUGGCUGUUUGUGCUGUUGGAAUCGGAGGGACCUUCCAGUAUGGGUAUAAUGUUUCCAUUAUCAAUGCACCCACCCAGCAUAUACACAGGUUCUUAAAUGAAACCUGGACCAGUCGUUAUCACAAGGAACUAAGUCCAGACUUGCUGACUUUUCUUUGGUCUGUCAUUGCUUCUGUAUUUUCACUUGGAGGCCUGUGUGGAGCCUUUAUUGGAGGCAGCAUGGCGAUUCGGCUAGGCAGGAAAGGAGCUCUUUUGAUGAAUAAUAUUGUAGCAAUACUGGCCUCCAUUUUAAUGGGCAUCAGUUUUCCUACAGGAUUGUUUGAGUUACUGAUUGCUGGAAGAUUUUUGAUUGGCAUAAAUUCAGGUAUUGGGAUCUGUGUGCAGCCUCUGUAUAUUGGUGAGGUAGCCCCAAAACAUCUUAGAGGUGGCAUGGCCAUGGGGACUUCCAUCUUUCUGACCGGAGGGAUUCUGACAGGACAAAUAAUUGGUUUGAGGGAAUUCUUAGGUGGAGAAACCUACUGGCCUCUGUUGCUAUCCAGCAGCUGUUUCCCAGCAUUUGCCCAACUUUUAUUCCUCCCGUGGUUUCCUGAAAGUCCCAGAUAUCUUCUUAUUGACAGAGGAGAUGAGCUGAGCUGUGCCAAAGCUUUGAAACGAUUUCAUGGUUCUUCAGAGUAUGGAAAGGAGAUGGAAGACAUCCAGCAGGAGCAUUCUGCCUUAGAUGGGGAGGAACCCAAGAAGCCCUGGCAGUUGUUCUCUGACCGUGGUGUGCGAUGGCAGCUCAUUUCUGUGAUUGUGAUGACUAUGGGCCAACAGCUCAGUGGGAUAAACGCUAUUUACUUCUAUGCGACUUACAUUUUUGAACAAGCUGGGAUCUCAGCUGAAAAAAUCCCGUAUGUGACACUUGGCACUGGAGCUUGUGAGUGCCUCACAGCCCUCACCUGUGGUUUACUGAUAGACUACGUGGGACGAAGAUACCUCAUAAUUGGGGGUUAUCUCCUUAUGACCCUUUGGAGCAUUGUUUUAACCUUCUCUCUGACUUACCAGGAUCUGUACUCGUGGGUGCCUUACGUGAGCAUGGCGUCUAUAUUUGCCUUCAUCUUGAGCUUUGGGCUGGGACCAGGUGGCAUAACAAACACCCUGACAGCUGAGUUAUUUGUACAGUCUUCACGGCCUGCUGCCUACAUGAUAGGAGGGACUAUUAGUUGGAUUAGUUUCUUCACAAUUGGAAUGCUCUUUCCCUUUAUAGUGAAUGGACUGAAACAUUAUUGUUUCCUGGUGUUCUUACUGGAGUGCUCCUUAGUUGCUGCCUUUGUCUUCCUUGUAAUUCCUGAGACCAAAAACAAAUCUUUUCUGGAAAUCAAAAAGGAAUUUCACAAGCUUAAUUUUGGAAGAAACACCAAAAAAAAGGAAACAGAUCUUUCUGAAAGAAGACAACUGUAUGAUGAAUUUAAAAACAAAAAUCUGUGUAAUUUCACAGCUGUAACAAAACUUCAAUGAGAAUGAUGAGCAGCGUCUCCUAAAUCAGCAGUGUAAUACCAUGAGCAAGUAGCUUAUUAAAUCUUCCUGUGUAUUUAGUGGAGGUCUCAUUAAAGGCAAGUUAAUCUUUCUGAAA
Messenger RNA from Athene cunicularia (burrowing owl), 1744 nucleotides. Its product is annotated as solute carrier family 2, facilitated glucose transporter member 11-like. NCBI's taxonomy places the organism in Eukaryota, Metazoa, Chordata, Aves, Strigiformes, Strigidae. Gene Ontology annotation, biological process: monosaccharide transmembrane transport. The transcript is spliced from 13 exons. The record is from RefSeq and is a predicted model, not a curated record. Bases 67 to 1629 code for a protein of 520 amino acids. Gene Ontology annotation, molecular function: hexose transmembrane transporter activity. Gene Ontology annotation, cellular component: membrane.